AUGUCAUCAAAUACAAAUAUAGAUAAAUAAUUAGAACAAUUAAAAAAAUGUGAGCGUUUAAAGGAAUAAGAAGUAAAAGAGUUAUGUAAUAAAGUCAAAUAAAUAUUAAAUGAAGAACCUAAUUUAGUAUAUGUAGAAGCACCAAUUUCAAUAUGUGGAGAUAUACAUGGUUAAUUUUGGGAUCUUUUAGAACUAUUUAAAAUCGGCGGAGAAGUCCCUUAAACGAAUUAUUUAUUUUUAGGAGAUUAUGUAGACCGUGGAUAUAAUUCAGUAGAAACAUUCCUUUUAUUACUCGCAUUAAAAGUUAGAUAUCCAGAAAGAAUAAUUUUAAUAAGAGGAAAUCAUGAAUCCAGAUUAAUUACGUAAAAUUACGGUUUUUACGAUGAAUGUUUAAGAAAAUAUGGCUCUAUUAAUGUUUGGAGGUCAUGUACUGAAGCUUUUGACUACCUACCUUUAGCAGCAGUUAUUGACAAUAAAUAUUUCUGUGUACAUGGUGGAUUAUCCCCAGGAAUUAGGGUUUUAGAGGAUAUUUAAAAUGUUGAAAGAAGAAUUGAGAUUCCGCAUGAUGGAAUUAUGAGUGAUAUGAUGUGGUCAGAUCCAGAUGAUGUUUAGGGAUGGGCAUAAAGUUAGAGAGGAGCAGGAUAUUUAUUUGGAUAAAGUAUUGUUAAUGAUUUUUGUAAAAAAAAUAAUAUUGAAAUUAUAUUUAGAGCACAUUAAUUGGUUAUGGACGGGUAUAAAGCCAUUUUUAAUGAUAAAUUAGUUACUAUUUGGUCAGCUCCUAAUUAUUGUUAUAGAAUGGGUAAUGUGGCUGCUAUUUUAGAAUUAGAUGAAAAUUUGUAAAAAUAAUAUAAAGUUUUUGAAGCAGCACCUUAAGAUGUAAAAGAAUUUAAUUCAGUUAAAAGAGAUAUUCCUGAUUAUUUUUUGUGA
Molecule: messenger RNA, 927 nt
Organism: Ichthyophthirius multifiliis
Lineage: Eukaryota; Ciliophora; Oligohymenophorea; Hymenostomatida
Product: protein phosphatase, putative
Exons: 4
Biological process (GO): peptidyl-serine dephosphorylation; double-strand break repair via homologous recombination
Cellular component (GO): cytoplasm; nucleus
Molecular function (GO): protein serine/threonine phosphatase activity
Source: RefSeq, a predicted model, not a curated record